Messenger RNA from Zeugodacus cucurbitae (melon fly), 8944 nucleotides. It is a transcript of the gene rut, whose product is annotated as Ca(2+)/calmodulin-responsive adenylate cyclase. The record is from RefSeq and is a predicted model, not a curated record. The transcript is spliced from 23 exons. Gene Ontology annotation, biological process: cAMP biosynthetic process; intracellular signal transduction; adenylate cyclase-activating G protein-coupled receptor signaling pathway. Gene Ontology annotation, cellular component: plasma membrane. The coding region runs from base 1487 to 8323 and encodes 2278 amino acids. Gene Ontology annotation, molecular function: adenylate cyclase activity. Lineage: Eukaryota; Metazoa; Arthropoda; Insecta; Diptera; Tephritidae.
GACAACUGUACAUAUAUUUGCUUAAGAAUGAAAACAAAACGCAUACGCAUGAAGCGUCAAAAGCCCAAACAACACACACACACAGAGGUAAACUUGGGGAAAACUGGCCAACGCAUUGGAAAAGAGCGCGCCUUCGUGCUCCGCCACAGACGUCAAUUGGUAUGCAAACAACACACACAGAGAGUAUGGAGCACGCUAGCCUUGCGGGCAAAUACGCGCAACUCGCUGCAGCAGUGACAAUCAGCCAAACGCCAAAGCCAAAAGGCAAAGCGCUGCUAGAGCGUAUUUCUAUAGAGUGCCACUCUGCUACUAGCGCGCUCUCAGCGCCCGCCAACCGCUGCUGUUUGGGGCAUGUGCUGCUAUGAGCGCCAACGAGUACUGUCUGUUGUUGUUUUUGUUUUGGGUAGACAACAGUUUCAUUCAUGAGUCGCGGUGGGCUGUAUGUGAGAGCGCGCCGCACAGCGAGUACUAAAAAAGUACGCUUGAAGCAAUUGGGAGCAAUCAAUGACAGCGGCGGCGGCACCAGCAGCAGCAGCGCCUUUUUAUGAGGGUAGCAUGCAGAGUGCGAACAGUCUUCAUUUUCAACUCGUCGUUAACGUAUGUGAGCGCGGAAAACAGUCAAAAGCGCGUUUGGAACGCAACGGAAACAAGCGUAAAGCAGUUUUUUUUAUUUCAUUUGCCUCACAAGUGUAAAUGCAGUGAGUGGAGUGCAGCUUCACUAGCGACUCUGUGCUAAGGUGCAAUUGUAGCACAUAAUAAUAAUAAGGAGCUUCUCUUCUACUAAAAAUAUAGAAGAAAAAUAACGAAAAAUCGUCGAAUUGUGUAAAAAAUAUAUUACAUAACAACUAACAUACAUACAUACAAGCGAGCAUAUAUAACGCGAUAAUAAAAUAAAAGUGUAAAAAAGUAGAAUAAAUAAAUCACAACAACAACAGCAAAAUAGUGUAUGUAAAUGAGUAAUGUGAAGUAAACAAAAUUGAAAAAGAAAUAUAACGAAAACACCAAUAAUAGCAACAACAAAUGUGUAUUUAAGAAAAUUGAUACAGAAUUGUUGUCUGAUAGCUGCUAGCUACAGUGCACCAACAAACAUCAUCAACCGAAUAUCAUUGUGCUGCUUCGUCUGCUUCUUGAAAAUUGAAUUGUCUGCUGUUGGCGGCGCUGUUGCAUUGCAUAGAGAUUUCCUCCAGCGUUUUUGUGAAAGGUAAUUUACUUGCCAUUUAAUUGUUGCUGUUACUUGUCGUGCAUGUAAAAUCUGUCAGCAGUCAGAAGCAAAGUGAUUAGACAACAUAGGUGUCUCUGAGUAGUGUUGGCAGCCUAUCUAAGUGACGCUUUAGGCGCACUCAACACUCUGCCGCUCAGCAGCACCGCUACUUAAGAUUACGCAACAGUUCGGUGUGUUUGCACAGCUUUUCAGUAACUUCAACGCCACCGCCGCCACCGCCGCCGCUGCCGCGUGCUACCAGCUAAGCGGCUGGGCAAUGCAAACAUGGAUCAUGCGGUGAAAGCGACACGUGGCCGACCAUGGAAUACGCUGCGCUUCGAGAACGACGAACUGGAAUGCCUCUAUCAGCGGUACACGCUCAAAUUGCAGCGCUUCUCGGUGCUGGGCGUGGUCGCAUUGGUGGUGGUAUUGUGCGGUGUCAUGGCGGCGCUGUCAUUGGCCUACAAUAAUGCGCCCACCUUUCAUAACAUUUUCAAUUCCAUUGUGUGCCUGCUUUUUGCAAUUAUCCUAAUUCUACUGCAAUGCCGUGUCAUCAAGGAUCAUCACCUGCCAAUUCUUUGCUAUGGCAUACUGCUCUUCGCCGCCGCCAUUUGUUUCGUAUCGAUGCCGACACUGGGCAGUGUCUUUCCUGUGGACACAAAAGAGGUCAUGGCCGAAGGUGUGUGGCAAAUUGUUUUUGUCGUCUUUUUGGCAUAUGCCAUGAUGCCGUUACAAAUAUGGGAAGCAGUUUGUUUUGGUAUUAUUUUGCCAUCAGUGCAUAUUAGCUUAACGGUGUACAAAAUAAUAACGGAUUCAUUCCGCUAUUUGGAAUAUAAUCAGCUUAUCGCCAACAUUGUAAUGUUUAUCGGUGUUAAUGUUGCCGGCUUGGUCGUAAAUAUUAUGAUGGAACGUGCCCAACGACGUGCAUUCCUAGAUACACGCAACUGUAUUGCCGCCCGCCUGGAAAUUCAGGAUGAAAAUGAGAAAUUGGAAAGACUUUUGUUGUCGGUACUACCUCAGCAUGUUGCAAUGCAAAUGAAAAACGAUAUACUCUCACCGGUUGCUGGACAAUUUCAUCGCAUUUACAUACAGAAACAUGAGAAUGUCAGUAUUCUCUUUGCUGACAUUGUCGGUUUUACGGUGUUGUCCUCGCAAUGUAGCGCACAGGAAUUAGUGAGACUGUUGAAUGAGCUCUUCGGGCGAUUCGAUCAGCUGGCGCAUGACAACCAUUGCUUGCGCAUUAAAAUUCUCGGCGAUUGUUAUUAUUGUGUAUCGGGUUUGCCCGAACCGCGCAAGGAUCACGCCAAAUGCACCGUGGAAAUGGGUCUGGAUAUGAUCGACGCCAUUGCCACCGUGGUGGAGGCCACCGAUGUGAUAUUGAAUAUGCGUGUGGGCAUACACACGGGACGCGUGCUGUGCGGUGUACUGGGUCUGCGCAAAUGGCAGUUUGAUGUGUGGUCCAAUGAUGUAACUUUGGCCAAUCAUAUGGAAUCGGGCGGCGAACCCGGUCGUGUGCAUGUCACACGCGCCACACUCGAUGCGCUGUCCGGUGAAUAUGAAGUCGAGGCUGGGCAUGGUGAUCAGCGUUCUUCAUAUUUGCGUGAUCAUGGCGUGGACACAUACUUCAUAGUGCCACCACCGCACAGACGAAAGCCAUUAAUGCUAAAUACGCUUGGUGUACGCUCGGCCAUUGGUAGUCGUCGUAAAUUGUCAUUUCGUAAUGUCUCAAAUGUUGUCAUGCAGCUAUUGCAUACGAUCAAAUUCUCGGAGCCGGUACCGUUCUCCAACAUUGCCACCGGGUCGUUUCCAUCGUCGGGCGGUAGUGGUACAGGAGCGCGUGGCAGCACAGCCGAAGGCGCCGGCGGUGAUAAGAGCACGCGAAAGGUUAUACGACUACAAAAAAUUUUACACGCCCCCACACCACCCGGUGGCGGUGUGACUAUCUCAGUAGGAACUACUCCUAACUCCACAUCGAAUACGAUUAGUCGCAUUCACAGACUUAAUCAGAAUAAGAAUAAACAGUCCAAAGUGACGGACAAAUUUAAGCGUCCCUUCCGCAAACGGCACUCCUCCAUGCACUCUCAACCGACCAAUCGCGUCAAUCGCUUCCUCUCACAGGCGAUCAAUGCACGUUCCGUCGAUUGCGAUAAAUCCGAGCAUGUGGAUCGCAUUACAUUGCGUUUUCGUGAGAGUGACAAGGAGCGCGAGUAUCGCAAAGAUUUCGAUUUGGGUUUCACCACCGCCAUGGGUUGCUCGCUACUGCUACUGAUACUGGGUGCAGCACUACAAGUGUCGGCGCUACCGCGUACACUCAUCCUCCUACUGCUCUUCCUCACCGCUUUUGUAUGGAUCAGCGCCAUACUGAUGUUGCUGUUGGCGGUGCGUCUCAAGUGGAUCGUCUGGGAUUUGGCGCGCAGUUUCACGCUUCGCUUGGCCAUUACAAUAUUCACCAUAGUGCUGAUCUAUUCGGUGGGUCAGGUGAAUGUGUUCACCUGCGUCAUGGAUCAUCCCUGUGCCAGUAACGUCACAACACAUGCGCCAUCCUUUGAGGAGGAUCUACUGAUGUUUGCUCAUCACAAUGAGGCGCACCGAAAAUGCUCGCUGCCUCAGUAUGUUUCGCUUUCGGCGACUUUCGCAUUUUUGUCAGUUUCAGUAUUUUUGCGUUUACCAAUAAUCUUCAAAUCCUUCCUAAUACUACUUAUGGGCACAAUUUAUGGACUUUUCAUCGAAAUGUCACAUAUAAAUAUCUUUGAUUGCUAUGACAGCAGAGUAAACUCAUCCAUUCCGCUUCAUUUGAUCUCAUUGGCGCGCAUAAUAAUCUUCAUGAUUGCCAUAUUGGUGCAUGGACGUUUGGUUGAGUGGACAGCACGUUUGGAUUUCCUCUGGCAAUUGCAGGCAUCGCAGGAGAAAAAAGAGAUGGACGUGCUACAGGAAUCCAAUAAAAGGAUCUUACACAAUUUGCUGCCAGCUCAUGUGGCUGCACAUUUUCUCGAUAAUCAAUUUCGUAGUAAUAUGGAACUCUAUCAUCAAAGCUACGCCAAGGUUGGUGUCAUAUUCGCAUCAGUGCCGAACUUUCAUGAGUUCUACACAGAGAUGGACGGUUCGGAUCAGGGUUUGGAAUGCUUACGGUUGCUGAAUGAAAUAAUUGCCGAUUUCGAUGAGCUGCUGAAAGAGGAUCGCUUUCAUGGCAUUGAUAAGAUAAAAACAGUUGGUAGCACCUACAUGGCUGUGGUGGGACUAAUACCAGGUGAGCAAAAAACCGUUAUAUUAAAUUUUGCCACUAUAUUAAUAAACUUAAUACAAAAUGUAUUUUCAGAAUACCGCAUCAAUGCCAAUGAUCCGAAUUCGGUGCGACGCCACAUGACCGCUUUGGUCGAAUACGUGAAGGCCAUGAGGCAGUCUUUGCAAGAAAUCAACAGUCAUUCGUACAACAACUUUAUGUUGCGAGUUGGCAUUAAUAUUGGUCCUGUUGUUGCUGGUGUGAUUGGCGCACGCAAACCUCAAUAUGAUAUUUGGGGUAAUACCGUUAAUGUUGCGAGCCGCAUGGACUCCACGGGCAUACCAGGCUAUACGCAAGUGACGCAGGAGGUCGUGGACAGUCUACAGGGUUCACAUUUCGAAUUUCGCUGCCGCGGCACCAUCAAGGUCAAGGGCAAAGGCGACAUGGUCACCUACUUCCUGAGUGACUCAUCGAGUAACGGUCUUAAUGGUGAGGUGCGCAAUGCAAUGAUCGCCAAUCGCGCCAUCACACAAAAUGGCAACGGUUACACAGCACAACAGCAACAACAGCAACAACAACAACAGCAGACACAAUCAAAUGGCUUGCCAGCCACAAUGCAUCCACCGGAAUACUACCAGAAACAGUCACAAUUCCAGGAUAACAGUUAUCAAUUGAAUAUGAACAGUGAGACGUACAACAUAAAGAAAGAUAAUUAUGGUUACAACAACAUAGAUGCAAGUCAAGUGUUAAUGAAAACCUCACCGAAUGCGUUGCAUGAGGAACAACAACAAUUGCUAAUGCAUCAGCAACAGCAACAGGUGUCACAGCAGCAGCAGCAGCAACCACCACAACCGUAUCAACAUCAUUUGGCGCUACAGCAACAACAGCGUUUGAAUAGUAAAUUACAAAAACAACCGAAUUUCAUCGCCAACGGUGGACUGCCGAAUAUACGCGAGAAUGGACAUAAUGGCGAGCAUAACGGUAGUGUUGGUAGCGGUAGUAAUGGUGUUGCUGCUUACAAUGCCUACAAUGGCUACCAACAAACACAACAACAACAGCAGCAGCAACAACAACAAUACAACAACAACUAUGCGCAUCAUCAACGUUCGCAUUCAUCCAGUUCGAUGGGUGGCGGCGUCGGUGUUAUGGGCGUACUCACAAUGGCAGCCACAUCUUCCCCCGCCCUACCCACACAACAACAACAACAACAAGUGCAAAUGCCAGUACCAGUACCAGUACCAGUUCAAGCACAAGUCAAUCCCUCAAUGGUAAUGUUGCGCGAACAAUUUAAUAUAAUUGAAAAUCCCGGUGGUAAUCGGCUUGAGUACAUAAAUCAUGAUCCCUACGCACAAGUGGAGAACUAUAACAAUUUAUUUGCUAAUGGUGUCGGUGUCGGUGUUGGUGUCGUUGGCGGUGGUGGUGGUGGUGUUGUAAGCGUUGGUGGUAGGCGUGAAACGCAUGCCGCACGCAACUACCAUCAUUUGCAUCACAAUCAACAGCAUUCAUCGUCGUACAGCACGAAUAGUAAUUGUAAUAAUUAUAAUAAUUGCCGUGAGAGUGAACCAUUGUUGCAUGCCGCACCAGUUGCCAAGAUAAUGCCAAUGCAACAGCAUCCACAAGCAUAUCCACCUAAAUAUGAGCCACCACGGUACAUGUGUCCUAAUACCAUAAUGCUACAACAGCAACAACAUUUACAACAACAACUGCAAUUGCAACAUCACCAUCAUCAUCAGCAACAAUUGCAUCAACAAUAUCCACUUUACUCGCAACAUCCUCAACCGCCAUUACCAAUUCCACCACCCAAACCCACAAAUCUAACCGCAUCCUCAUUAGCCACAGCCUCAGUGUCAGCCUCUGCCUCAGCCUCAGCAUCAUUGAAACAGAAUACACCUCUCAUACGCACUACCUAUAUGAAGCCCCUGCCGAAGUUGCCGACCGAGAUCGAUGAGAGCCGUGAGAUGUCUUCCACCGAUGAUCUCAGUUCCCGCCCACAUUCGCCAUCGAUGAGUUCCUCAGAUGAAAGCUACUCGAAGACGACCGAAGGCGAAGCCGACGACGAUUCACCACGCAUAACGGCGUUGAGUAAACACAAUCAUCAUCAUCAUCAACAACAACAACAACAACAGCAACAACAGUUGCAACAACGUAAUGGCGCCAAUCCGCUACAAUGGUUAUACCCCUGUGACAUACAAGUGGAUCCCACAUCACCCGUGGUGGAUAUGUCAAAUCUCAAAGAUUUCGAAGUGAGCUCGACAACAGAGAGUCAAGGUCAACAGACGAAUACCACACACAACCACGGCGACUCCUGCAACAGUUUUGAGUAUCAAGACCGCGUACUGCUCGCUGCCAAUAAGAAAUCCACUAGCAAUGGCGGUAGCAGUAACGGCGUAGGCAGCAAUGGUGGCGGUGGCAACGGUGGUGGUUCGACAUCGGCCAGCAAUUCGGCGAAAUCGCCAUUCGAGAGGGAACUGCAAAGACUUUUGAAUGAAUCAUCACGUGCACGCGCACUUGCGGCCGCCACCUCGUCGUCGGGCGGCAAUAUAACAUCCGCCUCGAACUCCAACAGCAAUCCAGAGGGCAAUACGACCAGCAAUAGCAGCAGCCGCAACAAUAUCGAAUUGAGUUACUCGGCGAGCAACAGUAAACUGAGCUCGACCAAUGGGUUAGCGAUCGGUGGUAGCGGCAGUAAUGGCAACCUCAGCGGCAGCAAUUCAAUGAGUGGCAACAACAACCAAAAAUCGUUGAACACAACCAUACUGGAUGAGCUGACCUCGCCCACAACGGGACGUCAGCCAUCGAAAAUACCGAUUAGCACCAGUUUUAUGAUUGCCAAGCAUCCUGUUGGACUGGAGGCCAUCAAGGAGAUUACGCGUAACAAAAAUCCCUCAGAAUCUAGCCAAAUGCAAACUUCCGAUACAGAAUCCUGCGAGAUUUUGCACGAUAACUGCAAUCAGCUGAAUUUGAAUAUCUUGGACGCCGUCAACAACCAGUCGUCCACAUCGACGGGCACCAAUUGUCGCGAUGCCAUGCCACCGCAACAGCAGUCCAAAGAUCACAAUCAUCGACAUCGUCAGCGGCCACGCUCUAAAGAUCUCGAUCAGAGUCGUGAGAGUCUCGAUCAGCUGGCCGAAGGUGGUGAACUGCAGCAGCAGCAGCAACAACAGCGACAUGUGCGCCAUCAUCAUCAUCACCACCAUCAUCAUCAUCAGCGUCCGCGUGUUAAUCACACAGCGACAGCGUUGAGUAACGACACCGAACGCGACGAUACCGAAGAUAAUUUGGCCGAUGAGGAAUUCGAGGACGAUGAGGUGGGCCAUGAUGUGCGCAAGAAACGUUUGGCGCCGUUGCCAACGGAACAGCAACAUGUCAACAAUAUUGGUGGUGGUGGCGUUGUCAAUUGUUACGAGAAUGAUGAGCACGAACGACAUGUGCAUGACGGUCACGCUGACUAUGCCGACGAUAUGGAUGAAGAGCGGCAUGUGGAAAUGAAUGUGAUAAACGAUGAACUGAAAUAUGGUGCGGGACAUCAUAAUCACCAGUCGAUGGACUCAAAUCCGUUGGAAAGUCAAUCGGAGUGGUCAGAUGAUGAUUGCCGCGAAGAGGCUACAGGUGGCGCCGAAUCAACGGGCUACAUAACUGAUGAACCGGGCCUAGAAAAUAUAUCAUUACUUAACGAAGCCGGUCUCACCGAUGCGGAAGGUGCGCUCUCCGAUGUCAAUUCACUUUACAAUGCGCCCGAUGUGGAUGACACCUCGGUGUCGAGUCGUGCCAGUUCACGUUUACUCAGCUUAGAUUCGUUAAGUGGUCUGUACGAUUGCGAUUUGGAUUCCAAGCAUGAGAUGGCAAUCGUUAAUGUUUCGCACAAAAUCACAAGUAAAUUUGGGCCACAACAACAAAGUUAAUCGCAAUGAAAAGCGAAGUGAUGAGUGCUUAGCAGUCGUGAAAGUGUGAGAACGGUAACAAACUCCAAUUAAAAUACAAACAUACGUAUUCGUACACAAACAAUGGCAGGCAUACAUGCAUACAUACGUGUAAAAAUAAGAUAAAUGAUAAAAUAUAGAAGAGCGUUGAAAAUGGUGUCUAUUAUUUUUCGGUGAAUAUACUGUAGCCCUAACCCCCACACAUGUAUGUAUGUAUGUAUGUAUGCAAUUAAAUAAGUAUUUAAUGGUUUUAGGUAUAUAGUAUAUGUACACAGUGAACUUAGAAAACUUAAAAUCUCUUAAGUAUGAAUAUAUAUGAUAACAAGUAAAAUGUACAGUUAAGUUAAUUGAAAGAUUGAUUGAAGAAUUGGUGCCUCCGACACUGUGACACUGUUAGAAUAGCGAUAUACAUACAAAACGCAACUAAAAUGAGCUGUAAGGAAUGAUGAUAGCACAACAACAACAAAAAUUAUGUUGAAUUUAAGCAUUGAUUGAUAGCAGCUUUAGCAUAAGGCACAGGCUAGAGAUAGAUACACUUACAUGCAUAGAAAUCGGUAAUGUGGAAGCUCUGUGGAGUUUCUUUUGUUAAUCUACAAAUAGCAA